Hyaloscypha bicolor E is the source of this 888-nucleotide messenger RNA. RefSeq lists its product as uncharacterized. Gene Ontology annotation, molecular function: GTPase activity. The record is from RefSeq and is a predicted model, not a curated record. The coding region runs from base 1 to 888 and encodes 295 amino acids. NCBI's taxonomy places the organism in Eukaryota, Fungi, Ascomycota, Leotiomycetes, Helotiales, Hyaloscyphaceae. The transcript is spliced from 2 exons.
AUGAGCAAAUUUGGAGUCCUCGUGAUGGGCCCUGCCGGUGCAGGCAAGACCACCUUCUGUUCAGCCCUCAUAACUCAUCUUCGAAACAAUCGUCGAUCAUGCUUCUACGUGAACCUCGACCCGGCGGCCGAAGAAUUCGUGCACGAGCCCGACCUCGACAUCAAAGACCUGAUUUCCCUCGAAGAUGUCAUGGAAGAAAUGGGCCUUGGACCGAAUGGCGGUCUGAUAUACUGCUUCGAAUUCCUCCUCGAGAAUCUAGACUUCAUUACUGAGGCUAUCGACCCUCUGACGGAAGAAUACCUGAUCAUAAUCGAUAUGCCCGGGCAAAUCGAACUCUAUACACAUAUCCCGAUCUUGCCUGCGUUGGUUAGACAUUUGACGAGAACUGGUGCAUUGAAUGUCAAUCUCUGUGCAGCGUACCUACUCGAGGCUACAUUUGUGGUUGAUAGAGCAAAGUUCUUUGCUGGGACAUUGAGUGCUAUGAGUGCUAUGAUCAUGCUCGAGGUCCCGCACGUCAAUAUAUUGUCCAAGAUGGAUCUUGUGAAAGGGCAAGUGGGAAAGAGAGAACUGAAGCGUUUCUUAGAUCCGGAUACUUCAUUGCUAGAUGAUGACCCUGUGGAAGGGGAAGAAGAUGACGGAAGUGGAGCUCCCGGAGAUGCGCAGACAUUGAUGAGAGGAGCAAGCUUUAAGAGGCUGAAUAGGGCUGUGGCAGGGUUGAUCGAUAGCUUCAGUAUGGUCUCCUACCUGAAAUUGGACGUACAAGAUGAGGAUAGCGUGGGUGGGAUAUUGAGCUACAUCGACGAUGCGAUUCAAUUCCACGAGUCCCAAGAACCGAAGGAGCCAAACGACGAAAUUGACAUGGAGUAUGGUGAAGAUGGAUUGGAGUGA